AUGGAGCCCGACGCGACGACGUACAGGUACGAGGCCAGGUUCACGCACGUCAUUAUGAACGUGAGCACCGCCAGGGAGGCGAUCCUGUACGAGUUGGGGGCCACGUACGCAUCCCUGAUCCUGUCCAUGAUCGACCUCAAGAGCAGGAACCUGAAGACGAACAUGCACCUGGCCCCGUACAGGGACCUGUUCAGGCACAGGGCGUGGCUCGAGAAGAUGCACAGGGAGGGGUACUCUGUCCUGAUCAUCGGCGAGGCCGUCAACACGCUCAUGGAGGGGAUCCGCGACCCGGAGAGGUUCUGGAAGACGCACGGGACAUUCAGGAUGACCGGCGGCAACAACUCGCUCAUGGUGUGCAUCUGGCGCUCCAACAGAAUGCCCUACAGCAACAGCGACCUGUCCGGCUGCACGUUCGACCACACGACCGCCGAGACGACGACGGAGACGAACAUCGUCAGAGACGACUGCACGCACGACAAGACCCUCGUGCCCUGGCUAUGGGCGGGAGGUUCAACACGUACAUGUUCCCGCCGUGGGACGAGACGUGGUUUGAAAACGCAACGCCGGGAUCGACUUCAUGGACGACGGGCCCCACCGCAGGCCCAGGUUGUGCUGUCGAUCGUGUACUACCGGUUGCACGACAGCGGGGUGACCAGGAGGGUGGUGGAGAUGAACGGGACGCUGGUCGUGGGCGCGCUCGACAACACGUACACGUGGAUGCUGUCCAAGCUGGAGAUGAGCCCGACCAUGAAGAUGUUCAAGGUCAUCUCUGGCAGCGAGGAGGAGAUGCUCAUGGUCCCGUACAUGAACAUGAGCAGGCAUAUCGCCAUGUGCAUCAUCAGCAAGAUAUUCGUGUUACGGAAAGGAUCCGGACGUCUGCGGGUUCACACCCAGGGGCCCGUCUGGAGCGACAUGACCACGAUCCUGCUCAGCGCCGUGGUCCUACGGCAACUUGAACGACCAUGGCGACAAGACACGUACAUGACCACCUACACCUACAUGUCCAUCAAGAGGUGCAGGGCCACCAGCAGCGUCUGCUUCGUGUGCAAGGAGGGGCUCACGAACAUCAUCCCGUGCGACAAGAGGACCGAGGAGGCGCCCGGGAUAACCCUCUUCGCCCCGACCGAGUGCGUCAACAGGCAGAAGAUCGUCGUCUCGUUCCACCCCGACUGCAUGGGUGACAACUUGACCAUGACCGCCUCGACGACGCACAAGGAGCACUCGGACGACAUCAAGAAGGCGGUCCUGAAGAUGGCGUUCAAGAUGGACUUGACGGUCUACCUGGUCGGCCCCGGGGACGACAAUAAGAUGACGGAGCUGAGCGUGAACCUGACCACCCACGAGCGCACCAACACCCGAGAACAGCACCGUCGUGUAGAUGAACAUGCGCAUGCAGGUGUUGCCGAUCAAAACUGCCAGCUGCACAGGCACCUGGUCACCACCAUCAACAUGUGCAACAUCACGUUCACGGUCUGCACCCUCUGCCUGUACUCGCUCGAGUUGAUCGACUCGUGCCCGCGCAACAACACGUGCAUAUGCGUCACCCAGACGAUCUCCGCCCUCGCGACCAUACACGGGCCGGCGUACGACCUGAUAAUUACGGUCGUGCCCAUCCUGUGCAACAUGUGCAUGGAGAGCGAACCGGAGCUGUGCGCGGACACGCCUCUGACCAACGCCAUCCAGAUGUCGAGGGUGUCGAAGAUUGCGAACUUCAUGAACAGGAGGAGGUCGUUGAACAUCACCGUGAAGACGCUCACGAGCGGGAGGCCGUACAUGGGCAUGCGCAUCGACAGGAACAGCACCGUGGUCUUCUUCGAGAAUAUGGACUAG
Molecule: messenger RNA, 1830 nt
Organism: Fonsecaea erecta
Lineage: Eukaryota; Fungi; Ascomycota; Eurotiomycetes; Chaetothyriales; Herpotrichiellaceae
Exons: 3
Coding region: 1-1830 (609 amino acids)
Source: RefSeq, a predicted model, not a curated record